UUUUUAACUUGUGUGCAACAAGAAAGGAGGGAUGAAGCUGCAACUUUUGAUCGUUUGUGUUUUGAUGUAUUUGGUUCGAACCAAUCAACAAGAUGGGGAAAAACAGCAGAUAACAGAGGGAGUUGAUCUAAGUGACUUGAGUUACACUUACAAUGUUUCUCUGUAUGAAGAUGAACCAUCUACUCCUUGCAGUGUAACUGCGCCUGGAUUUAAUAGCCUUGGCCUGAUGAUCACCUUCAUGGUCGUGUUUGUCCUCAGCCUGUUGGGCAACAGUGUAGUUGUCUAUGUGGUGUGUUCUAUGAAGAAAGGUAGAGCCAGCACAGAUAUCUACUUGAUGCACCUGGCGAUGGCAGACCUUCUCUUCUGUCUUACCCUCCCGUUCUGGGCCGUCAAUGCUCACUCUGGUUGGAUCUUCGGCAACUUCCUGUGCAAACUCCUGUCGGGCUUCCAGGAGGCAUCGGUAUACGGUGGUGUCUUCUUGCUGGUGUGCAUCAGUGUUGACCGCCACUUUGCCAUUGUGAGAGCUACACGUGUCCUGACCUCCCAUCACCUGUUGGUGAAAGUGGUGUGCGGUGUGGUGUGGCUGGUGGCUGGAGUGCUGUCCUUACCCGUGGCAAUUCAGAGGGAGAGCAUGCAUGUUGAUGACCUGGGCCGAACCAUUUGCUAUGAAAACCUAACCGGUGAAAGCAGUGACCACUGGCGUGUUAGUCUGCGUGUCAUGCGCCACCUUGUGGGCUUUUUCCUGCCACUGGUGGUGAUGACUGUCUGCUACGGCUGGAUCCUGGUGACACUGUUCCACGCACGCAAUCAACAAAAGCAAAAGGCCAUACGUGUCAUCCUGGCAGUGGUGUCAGCAUUCGUUCUGUGCUGGCUGCCUUAUAACAUCACUGUCCUGAUUGACACACUCAUACGAGGCAGAACACUUCCAAUGGAGACAUGUGAAACUCGCUAUACAGUGGAAAUGGUGCUAGAUGUGACCCAAGUGUUGGCCUUCAUGCACUGUGCAGUGAAUCCAGUGCUGUACGCCUUCAUUGGGGAGAAGUUCCGUAACCAGCUGCUCUUAGCUCUUUACAAACACGGGAUCAUCAGCAAGAGGUUCCUGGUGGCUUACAAGAAGGGAUCAGUCAGCAGUGCAGGGAGCUUAAGAUCUAGAAUCACCUCUGCUUCCAUGUAAAAAAAA
Messenger RNA from Sander lucioperca (pikeperch), 1180 nucleotides. It is a transcript of the gene cxcr2, whose product is annotated as chemokine (C-X-C motif) receptor 2. Gene Ontology annotation, cellular component: membrane. The coding region runs from base 32 to 1174 and encodes 380 amino acids. NCBI's taxonomy places the organism in Eukaryota, Metazoa, Chordata, Actinopteri, Perciformes, Percidae. The transcript has 3 exons. Gene Ontology annotation, molecular function: chemokine receptor activity. The record is from RefSeq and is a predicted model, not a curated record. Gene Ontology annotation, biological process: G protein-coupled receptor signaling pathway; neutrophil chemotaxis; immune response.